AUGUCAUGUAGUAUGGGGCUCAAACUAGAGGUUCCUCUCCGGAAUCUCUCCGCGCUGUUGGCUCCGGUGGAAAUGUCUCCUGCGGGUCCAGAGUUCACAGAGAGCUCCGAAGAGUCAGUGAGCGAGGAGGCGAGCCCUCCCCGCGAUGCACCUGGCACCACUGCCAAAGCCAAAGCUGCCCCCCCACGGUCUUCGAGUGAGACAAGCGGAGAAGAUUCGAAUGAAAGCAUGCAAGUGGCUUUGGUAGAGGCGCGUGAGGCGCGUCGCGCACGCGCUGCUGAAUCGGAGACUCCGUGGCGCCCCCAGCCAGAUGAAGGGAAAGGACGUGGCAAAGGCAAAAGGGCAAGCACGUGUCAGUAUUGCUGGCGCCCUCUCACAAGUCAUCCUUCAGGGCAGGAUCAGCAUCAGUGGACCUCGCUGCAGUGCUUGCAGUGGCAACACUACCUACGUGGUGGUGUAUCCUGGAAUGAGGCGCGCGAGAUGGCGUGGCGCACCAAAGCUGCCAGGAUGGAUCCUGACGCGCACAUCCCACCACAUCCGGACGCUGCGGGCUCCGGAAUUCGGCGCCGCGAGCCCAUGGUGGACCCGCCGCCGCCACCCCCUCCGAGCAGGAAGACAACUGUGAGAGAGGAAAGCCAUGAGAAGGCGGCGCCCUCUGUGCCCAAGAAGGACGCAAACAAGAAGGAGAAGAAGCACAAGAAGGAGAAGGAUCGCAAGAAUAAGAAAGAGAAGAAAUCAAAACGCCAUGUGACCCCGAGCCCUGAGCCCCGCCCUCGUCGGAAGCGUGAUCCGCGUGAUCCCAGCCCAGAUGAUGAUGGCCACAAGAAGUCCCGUGCGGUGCCUACUGUGCACCGGCUGGAUGCGACCACAUGGGUCGUCAAGCUCAAGUGA
Molecule: messenger RNA, 891 nt
Organism: Cladocopium goreaui
Lineage: Eukaryota; Dinophyceae; Suessiales; Symbiodiniaceae
Source: the annotation of a GenBank genome assembly